AUGGCGUCGGCCUGCUUCUUCGCCCGCUGCGUCUCCGUCCCUGCGCACCUCCUGGCCAACCCCACGCCCCUCGCCAUCACCACCUGCGGCAGGCUGCGGCGGCUUGGAGCCGCGGGAGCGAGGCCGGUGUGCGCCGCCGGGAGGAUGCUCGGCUCCGUCAGAUACGGCACCGGAGCGGCGUUGGGCCCCAAGGAAGCCGAUGCGGAGGUGGCCGCCGUGCCGCCGUCGGUGCCGGUGCGCGUCGCCUACGAGCUGCAGCUGGCCGGCCACCGCUACCUCGACGUCAGAACGGAGGGUGAGUUCGGCGGCGGGCAUCCGGCAGGAGCGGUGAACAUCCCCUACAUGCACAGCACCGGCUCUGGGAUGGCGAAAAACUCGGGUUUUCUAGAGCAAGUGUCGGCGAUAUUCAGGAGAGAGGACGAGAUCAUCAUCGGAUGCCAGAGUGGCAGGAGAUCUCUCAUGGCAGCAGCCGAACUCUGCUCCGCUGGCUUCAGUGGCGUGACCGACAUCGCCGGAGGGUUUUCUGCUUGGAAGGAGAACGGGCUGCCGAUCAACCAGUGA
Molecule: messenger RNA, 561 nt
Organism: Triticum turgidum subsp. durum (durum wheat)
Lineage: Eukaryota; Viridiplantae; Streptophyta; Magnoliopsida; Poales; Poaceae
Source: the annotation of a GenBank genome assembly